AUGCAUUCCGUGUUUAGAAUUGAAAAUGUGAAGAAAAUCGAUGAUCAAUUAUGGGAAAUUCAAUUGAAAUUAACAAGUGAUGAUGAUGAACAAUUGAAUCGACUUACUGAUUAUUUUAGAGAAGAAUUUGGAAAAACAUCAGGAUGGAAACGAUUGGGUUUAUUAAUGUUAAAAACAGGACAUUUUCAUCAAGCAGAAGAAAUUUUCAACAAAUUACUUCUUUUAGCUCAACCAAAUAAUUUCAAAGAAAUCGCACAUCUUUAUCAAAUGUUGGCAUUUGUCUAUGUACAACAGGCGAAUUUUACAGAAGGGUGUGUGAGGGUGUGGGUGUAUGUAUAGAUAGAACUAAAUCUAUUCCUAAAGUAACAUGGGUGGCAGACUAUAGGUAUAAGUAAAUCUAUUCCUAGGAAAGGAUUAGAUGGCUAUAGGAAUCGAGCACUUAUAUUAUAAGUCGAAUUAGGCAGCUACUCGUAGCCGUGAGUGACUGGCCAGGGGAGGAGGCCUACGAAUGACUAACCAUUAAGUGAUGGAGUUUUUAGUAAACAUAGCUAGUACUUGUUCGGUUCAUGAAAAAAGAAGAAUGUUUGUCUUGUAUUAAUUCUCGUGCGGGACACGAUGCCAUGGUCUAGCUGAAAUUCAGUAAUAACCGUAGUGCCCUAUUUGUUUUUCAAUGUGUCUGAAUAUAUUCAGCAGUACAACAAUUCUUUCAGAAAAGGGUCGGCGAAUCCAUAGGAUGAGCGUUACUUGUAUUACACAAUUGUGUCUCCAAAUGAAUAACAAAAUCAAAUAGACGUUCUUCUCUUUUCCAGUCAAAUGUUCGACUCAUGCUACGCGUUCAUUGCUCUUGUGUUGUUAUAUUUCCGUACUGUAGCGUUGAGUAGAUAUGUUUGCAUUAGGAAAAUACUUGGUUAAACGUUUCGAUGUUGGAAAUUUAUCGUAGGUAAGCACGUUACUAAUCUGACAACAAUUGACUCGCAUCGUAGCUCUUCUGAAAUUCCUUGUUACUCUCUUCAAAGA
Messenger RNA from Adineta ricciae, 1017 nucleotides. The record is from the annotation of a GenBank genome assembly. Lineage: Eukaryota; Metazoa; Rotifera; Eurotatoria; Adinetida; Adinetidae.